AUGGAACUGGUAUUGAUUAUUGAAAUUUGCUCAAAAUUAGAUCUCUAUCUCGAAUUCUCUGUUGAAAAUUUUCUUAGAUUAUUUUAAAAGCCUUUUUUUCCUUCUUCAUCUGAUAAAAACAUAAUUUAUAGUUUUUGUUUGAAUCUUAUUAUUAAUAUGUUUAACUUAUUUGAUCAAUUAUUCUAAAUUGAGACUUUUCGUAAGCAGCAUUUCCUACUUAACUUUAGCUUACAUAGAAUGCUUUAUUUUACAUGUAGGGCAAAUAAUUACAGGAAGUUGAAUUAUUAUUCAGCAAAAUUUAUACUUGAGAAAGCUUCUCUAAAACAUAUGAAGGCUUUGAGUCAUAAAAUCAUUUGCAAUCAUAAUUUGGGCAGUAUUAAAAGAAGGAUAUUAACUUUGACUUGUCAUAACAAAUUUUUUCAAAUUACUUCUUUUUGUUUAUAAAAUUUCCCUUCUAUGAGCUUCCAUCGUAAAGAAAUUUCAGAUAGAAAAUUUAAAUUUGCUAUUUGCAAAAUUUAGGCAAAAACUUAUUCUAAAAGAAUGGUCUUAACAUUCUUCAUAAUUUACUACAUUCCCAAAAAAAUAGCAUCAUAAGUAUUGUUUGCAUUAUCAUAAUAUUUACUCUCAAAUCUGACUUUGUUGAAAAUAUUUAUGCAUAAAUUGAUUCAAUGUUAUUUCAUUUUUCAAUUGAAAAUGCUUAAUUAACUAUAAAAGGAAGAGGUACUUUAUAUUCACAAAUAGUAAAGAAAUAGUAAUUAAAAUAACUAAAUUUUGGUUAGAGAAUUUCAUGAGAAAAUCUUUUGA
Molecule: messenger RNA, 804 nt
Organism: Paramecium tetraurelia
Lineage: Eukaryota; Ciliophora; Oligohymenophorea; Peniculida; Parameciidae
Exons: 1
Source: RefSeq, a predicted model, not a curated record